AAACAAUGUAAAUUGAACACACCCAAAAUACCUGUCUGAGGUGAAAAUAACAUUUUAAAAGGUGAAAAUUUAACAAAAUGGGGGAUAGACAGUAUCAUCUCAAGUUUGACUCUUCCAAGGCGGCUGGAGUGGACGCCUAUCUUGAAUAUAAAAGAAUAGUAGGUGAUGAUGAUGGAGGUGUUUUGUUUACACCAGACCAAUAUGAAGACUACAAGAAAAAAGUUCUACCAAUGCGAAUGAAAAAUAGACUAUUUACAAGUUGGAGUUCUCCAACUGGAAUGGAUUGUAAACUGAUUGGUCCAGAAACUAACUGUUUCUGUAAACACAGAUACAAGCAACAUAAAACAGAUUUUGAGAAGAUACCGUCCACUAGACCUAUAUUACUACCUUGUAAGGUUAAAGGUUGUAAAUGUAGUUCUUAUCAUUAUGUACCAUUAAACGGGGGACAGUCUAUCAGAUGUACGUGUAAACAUCCGGCAGAUGAACAUUCAGAAGUUCCUCCUUUUGUCUGUAAAAAAGCCGCCUGUAUGAAAUGUAUAGGGUUUAAAAGUUCGUUUACAUGUGGUUGUGCUGCACCAUUCUCUGAACACACUAUGGUGGUAGAAACAGUUGAUGAAAGAGUUGAAAGAGGUCAUCCUAUUGGACAAGCUACACCUUAUGCUGCUAUGGGAGGAAUAACUGGUUUCUCUUCAUUGGCUGAAGGUUAUCAGAGAUUAGACCCCAGUGGUAGAGGUGCACCAUCAGAAGAGUUUUUAAACCAAGCUAUCACCUCAGCUGAUAAUCCAUUCCUCAGAGCUAAUGUCCAUUCUAUUAAAGCAUCACAGAUGGCCAGGGGACAGAAUCCAAACCAAGGUAAAAGGAUUUCAACCUGCAUCAACAGACCAUGCUUACUCUUUUAG
Lottia gigantea (owl limpet) is the source of this 899-nucleotide messenger RNA. RefSeq lists its product as hypothetical. The transcript has 6 exons. Lineage: Eukaryota; Metazoa; Mollusca; Gastropoda; Lottiidae. The coding region runs from base 78 to 899 and encodes 273 amino acids. The record is from RefSeq and is a predicted model, not a curated record.